AUGUGCCGCAACGUCCCCGGUAGUACGAAAACGGUUGAUAUCACGAGUAAAAAAUUUGACAAUAGUGUACAAGAAGUCAAUGUGUCUGCGAGUUUGACAAAUCCACAAGUGUUCUUGCAAACUUUGCGCAUAAGAUUGCGCAAUGGUGAGAAAGAAGCUAUAGUGAGAGCAGUGUUCGAUUCGUGUUCCCACAGGUCAUACAUGCGGGAGACGACUGCAAAGAUGAUGGGUUAUAGAUCGAUUGAACAACAAAAACUAGUGCAUCAACUUUUUGGUGGAGUACGGACCAAACCUGUCAUUCAUCAAGGAUACAGGAUUUUCGUUGGUGAUCUAAAUAAUAAAUUUGAGUUUAAUUUUGUUGUUUUGUCGAAAGACAAUAUCGUCGAAAAUAUUCCCAGUGUCAACGAGGGGCCAUGGAUCCAAGAAUUAAAAGAAAAGAACAUUGUAUUGUCUGAUGUUGGACCAACGAGUGAGCCUAUUUCUGUUCUCAUUGGAGCUGACGUUUUGGGAAAAUUGCAGACUGAAGGGGUACUCAACCUUCGAAGCGGAACAACGGCGAUAGUGACGAAACUAGGAUGGACGAUGAUUGGGAAGCAGUUAUCGGACGAGGAAGACAGAGUCGAUGCAGCAUUGCUCGUAACUACGUUGUUUAUUCAAUCAGCUGAUGUGACCGAUCUAUGGAGUCUGGACGUGUUGGGAAUUGCGGAUCCAGUCGAAACCAUUUCAAAAGAGGAACAAGAUGCCAAGGUCAAAGAAGAAUUUCGGCGUUCAGUCAAUAUAAACGACGAAAAAAGAUAUCAAGUGAAUUUACCUUGGAAAGAAAAUCAUCCCUCUUUACCGUGUAAUCGAAUGCUUGCUGAAAAAAGACUAGAGAUUACUAUUCAAAAGUUAAUUCAAAAAAAUAUUCUGGUGGAAUAUGGUCAAAUAUUUCAAGAAUGGAUGCAAGAAGGUAUUAUAGAAAAGGUUCCUGACAAUGAAAUUAAUAAUUUUGGACAUUACUUACCGCACAGACCUAUAGUUAAAGAAAGAAGCACGACAAAAAUAAGACCCGUGUUUGACGCGUCUGCUAGAGCAAGGGAUAAACCAUCAUUAAAUCAGUGCUUAGAAACGGGAUCGAAUCUUAUCGAACUGAUACCGAAAUUGUUGAUGAGGUUCAGGAAAAAAGAGAUUGGAAUAAUCGCAGAUGUGAAGAAAGCUUUCCUACAAAUAAGUGUUCGUCCGGAAGAUCGGGAUUUUCUUCGUUUUUUGUGGUGUGAUCCAAGUGAUACGACGAAAUUACAAGUUUAUAGACAUUCAAGAGUUGUUUUCGGAGUGUCAAGGAGUCCUUUUUUGCUGGGUGCCGUGAUAGAAAUCCACCUAGAAGAAUCUUCAAAAAGGGAACACGACAAGGAAAAAAAGCAGAUUAUCGAGGAAUUAGCAUGUUCACUUUAUGUGGAUAAUUGUGUCGCUAGUGUACAUACCUUGAGAGACAAGUGUUUAUUCCAGGAAGUGGCCACCGAAGUGAUGGCAGAAGCUAAGUUUGAGUUGAAAGGGUGGGAGUACAGUGGGGGAAUCCGAGAAAAGUAG
Molecule: messenger RNA, 1566 nt
Organism: Leptopilina boulardi
Lineage: Eukaryota; Metazoa; Arthropoda; Insecta; Hymenoptera; Figitidae
Exons: 1
Coding region: 1-1566 (521 amino acids)
Source: RefSeq, a predicted model, not a curated record